Girardinichthys multiradiatus is the source of this 2632-nucleotide messenger RNA. It is a transcript of the gene p2ry1, whose product is annotated as purinergic receptor P2Y1. The coding region runs from base 423 to 1475 and encodes 350 amino acids. The transcript is spliced from 3 exons. Gene Ontology annotation, cellular component: plasma membrane. Gene Ontology annotation, biological process: relaxation of muscle; phospholipase C-activating G protein-coupled receptor signaling pathway; platelet activation. The record is from RefSeq and is a predicted model, not a curated record. Gene Ontology annotation, molecular function: G protein-coupled ATP receptor activity; G protein-coupled ADP receptor activity; ATP binding. Lineage: Eukaryota; Metazoa; Chordata; Actinopteri; Cyprinodontiformes; Goodeidae.
GUCUUUAACAAUAAAAGCAAAGUCUACGUGACAAGAUCAGAUCUGAUAAGACUCGACCCACGGGGGGGAACAGAAACGACGCGCUUGGAUACGGGAAGCUGCUGAGCGGAUUUGAAAUUUGCAAUUCCUGCUCUUCAUGCCAGAACCUGCAGCUGUCUGGGUCGCGUCCCACUGCCGCUAGUGUGAGAAAGCUUCGUAACGCAUGGAGGAACCAACGGGAAACUUUGUUUUUUCCCUGGUCUAACCCAAGAGGAUUCCGUAACUUGUUUAACAAUUUCCUGCAUUGUUAAGGAGACUGAAUGGUAGUAUUUGGCAGUCAAGCCUUUCUGUCCGCGUUUUGACUAAAAUCUUUGCACAUGUGAAAGAUAUAGGAAUGAGGAAUCCAAGUCUCUCUCAGCGGACCAGCUUCUGCCCCUGAAACCAUGACCACUUACUUGAACCUGACCGUUCUGCUGAAUGAAACCUCCCACAGAGGAUGCAACCUCACCAAGACAGGUUUCCAGUUCUAUUACCUGCCCACUGUUUACAUCAUGGUUUUCCUUACGGGGCUGGUGGGCAACAGUCUGGCAAUCUGGAUGUUCGUGUGCCACAUGAGACCCUGGAGCAGCAUCUCUGUCUACAUGUUCAACCUGGCCCUGGCUGACUUCUGCUACGUCCUCUCUCUGCCUUUUCUUAUCUUCUACUACUUCAACAAAACCAACUGGAUUUUUGGGGACAUAUUGUGCCGGUUGCAACGCUUUAUAUUCCACGUGAACCUCUAUGGAAGUAUUCUGUUUCUCACUUGCAUCAGUGUUCACAGGUACACUGGUGUGGUGCACCCACUCAAAUCGCUAGGCAGGUUGAAGAAGAAAAACACUGUUAUUACCAGUGCCUUGGUGUGGUUGAUCGUUAUCAUAAGUAUGUCCCCAAUUCUUUAUUAUUCCAGGACAGGUUUGAAGCGUAAUGCAACCACUUGUUAUGACACAACUACUGAGGAUGAGUUACCAGGUUAUUUCAUUUAUAGCAUGACUAUGACUGUGUUUGGGUUCUGCAUCCCGUUCAUCAUCAUAUUUUGCUGCUAUGGCAUGAUUGUCAAGGCGUUGAUCUACAACGACAUGAACAAUGCUCCCCUGCGUCAAAAAUCCAUCCACCUGGUCAUCAUCGUGCUUGCAGUCUUCGCUGUCUCCUAUCUGCCCUUUCACGUCAUGAAAAACCUCAACAUGCGGGCUAGGCUGUACUUCCAAAGCCCCGAUAUGUGCGAGUUCAACAACCGCGUCUAUGCCACGUACCAGGUGACGCGGGGCCUUGCCAGCCUCAACAGCUGCGUGGAUCCUGUCCUUUAUUUUCUGGCUGGAGAUACCUUCAGGAGGAAGCUGUCACGGGCUACCAAAAAAACCUCUAAGAAGGGGGACACUGUCCUUCAGUCCAAGAGUGAUGAGACGGCUCUCAACAGCCUGCCUGAGUAUGUGGAGAACGGGAACCGGAGGUCUAACUAACUUGGUCACCUGUGAGAUCCUGAAACAGAUAGACUUGGAGUAAAUAAAUGCACUAUGUGGACUGAGGACUUUAUGUAAAAUUGAUUAGAUAAUGAUUUGUAGAAAUGUUGGAUAAUUACUCCAUUACUCCCUGUGUUGACCAUUGCUUGUCAACAUUGAUAAGCUAUCGUAUUGUACUGUUCUGUAUCAUAUUGUACUCAGUAUAUUAGAGCUAUUACUUUAUUUUUUUAUAAACUAGUUUGUGUUGCUUACACUUCAAACAAAAUGAGCACCCUGAAGAGACCAGCUGAGGGAAAUAGAUUGUCGAACAGGUAAUAAUCCUUUGUUCUUCAAUUUAUUCAGCUAUAUAGGGCGUAGUGAGGAUUGCAUCUUCUCAAGCCACGAGCUGAUGCUUAAUCAAUACCUAUUUAGCAGGCGUGAGAAGGUGCAGGAGGAUUGAAUGGCUUUUAGAAGAAAAAGUGAAUGCACUGAGCCUAUGGUUGAUGAAAAAAUGUGCACAGCAGACAUUGUAAUACCCUAUAAGCAGUAUCUAUCUGCUCUACCUGUUCACCUUAAUUUGUUCGCCCUCUUUUACCUUUGUGAGAGUAGAAUGCGGUUGACUCAAAGUCUACAAAGGCUCUUUCUUCCAAUAAUUUUUCACUUCUAACCUGUUUGUCACAGAAAAUAAAGGUAAUAUUUGCAGUAUUUUUGUGUAUCUGAUGCUACAGUUGUUUUUUCUAUGUGUACUGUAAAGGAUGUUGUGACUGUUAGGAUUAGUUUGCUUCAUUCUGUGUAACGUUUUUUUUUUUGCUAAAUUGGAGCUUCAAAGUGCAUGAGUCCAGUAUGAAACCAAUAACAAUGAAAAUGUGAGUCACACCAGCAAGUUCUAACUAACCUUGCAUUCAUGGCAACAUAAAAAAUAUUAGUCAUAAUGCUUUAGUUGCUUUGCAGCUCUAUCGACAUGUUGAAGACCUGUUUGUAUGAGAUACCUCAAAGUGAAUCGUGCACUGUGUCUGUGUUCGGCAGAUAAUAAUUUUUUUUAUUUGUUUUGUAUCUGUUGUAUACAUUCUGGAGAAAUGAUUGUGUUACAUGUUUUGUGUAGAUGUUUGACGCCUACUAAUUCCUGUGUUGUGGCCUGUUUUCAGUAUCAAAAAAGGAAGUAAAUCUGCUGUGCAAGA